Acaulospora colombiana is the source of this 2451-nucleotide messenger RNA. The record is from the annotation of a GenBank genome assembly. Lineage: Eukaryota; Fungi; Glomeromycota; Glomeromycetes; Diversisporales; Acaulosporaceae.
AUGGCAAUUUUUGAUGCUCUGAGACAUCUUACCAAUUAUCUAAAUGAUGCACAUAUUUCGGGGAAGCAUCACCUUGCCGAUCUUUAUGAACUAGUACAAUAUGCCGGAAAUAUAAUCCCACGUUUAUACCUUAUGAUCACGGUCGGUAGCGUUUACAUGUCCCAGAAGGAUGCGCCAGUCAAAGAGAUUAUGAAGGAUAUGAUGGAAAUGUCUCGAGGUGUUCAGCAUCCAACACGCGGUUUAUUUUUGCGACAUUAUUUGAGUGGGAUGACAAGGGACUCCUUACCUAUCGGAAAUGAUAAUGGUCCCCGCGGAAACUUGCAAGAUUCAAUCACAUUCAUUCUUACCAAUUUUAUCGAAAUGAAUAAAUUGUGGGUUCGUCUUCAACAUCAAGGGCACUCUAGAGAUCGGGAGAAAAGAGAGAUGGAGCGAAAAGAAUUGAAAAUAUUAGUAGGAACAAAUCUGGUUCGUCUAAGUCAACUAGAAGGAGUUGAUUUAGCGUUGUAUCAACAGACUAUAUUACCAGCUAUCUUAGAGCAGGUUAUCAAUUGUAAAGACGUUAUUGCUCAGGAAUAUUUAAUGGAAGUCAUUAUACAAGUAUUUCAUGAUGAUUUUCAUUUGCGAACUCUUGGACCAUAUCUGUCUGCCACUGCACAAUUACACCCGAAAGUUAAUGUUAAACAAAUAGUAAUCGCCCUUAUUGAUCGUCUUGCUGCGUAUGCUGCUCGUGAGGCAGAUUCGGAACCACCAGAGGUGAUUAAGCGGCAAGAAGAAGAAGCUGCCCGAAGGUUAGCCGAAAAAUUGAGAAAACAAAGAAUAAGUGCCCAGGAACCUGCAGUAAAGAAAUUCCGUGGCAUCCCAGAAGAUGUAAAAUUGUUUGAAGUAUUUUGGGGUCAAAUUGUAGAUUUAGUUAAGGCGCGUCCUGACCUGUCGAUUCAAGAUAUUACUGCCUUGCUAGUAUCAUUAGUCAACCUUUCACUAAGCUGUUAUCCAGACAAGAUUGAAUACGUCGACCAGGUCAUUGAAUUUGCUAAGCAAAAGGUUUUAGAUUUUCACAACAGUCCAGACCUACACAGUUCCGUCGCUACCUCUAAUUUACUUAACCUUCUCUUGGCUCCAAUUAAUUCUUACCUUACAGUCCUUACAAUUCUUGCGUUACCCAAUUAUGCAUCACUACUUUCUCUCCAACCAUAUCAAACACGUCGUACUGUUGCCCAUGCUAUUGUUUCUUCAAUCCUUAAGAAAGAAACUUUGGUAGAAACUCCUGAAGAAGUUAAUGGUAUCUUGGAUCUGUGUAGUGUUCUUAUUCGGGAUCAGAAGGAUGCGACCCUUUCAAGUCCAUUCAGCGGACUUACUAGUGGGAAAAACAUUCGAUCAAACGGAAAUCCGCAAAUGAUGGAUCCUGAAGAAUUUGCCGAGGAACAAGGAUGGCUCGCUAGAAUCAUCCAUAUGUUCAAAAGCGACGAUCCAGAAAAUCAAUUUAUGCUUCUCUCCACUGCUCGCAAACAAUUUGCUGAAGGUGGAGAAAGAAUAAGAUAUACAUUUCCGCCCCUCGUAAUCUCGGCAUUUAAGCUAGCGAGACUCUAUCAAAAAUUUGAAGGACAUGAUGAGGAUUUGGAGAAGAAGGUCUCUAGGCUUUUCCGAUUCAUUUAUCAAGUGAUUUCUAUACUUUAUAAUAAAGUCGAGUGUUCCGAUAUAUGUUUGAGGUUGUUUCUGCUCGCAGGACAAAGCGCCAAUGAGUGCGGGUCUGAGGAGAUGUGCUACGAAUUCUUUGUACAAGUGAGGGCGCUUACUAUUUACGAAGAAUCUAUUUCGGAAUCCCGUGCACAAUUUCAGGCCAUUACCCUCAUUAUAGGCACAUUACAAACCAUGAGAGUACUCAGUUUGGAGAGUUAUGAUAGGCUUAUCACCAAAUGCGCCUUGCAUGGUAGUAAAUUGAUCAAGAAACCGGAUCGGUGCCGCGCAGUUUAUCUUUCUAGCCAUUUAUGGUGGGCAACUGAAACCGAAGGACGACUCAAUAAGCCGGGAGAGGAACCCUACCGCGACGGUAAACGGGUACUCGAGUGCCUACAGAAAGCUCUCAAAAUUGCAGACUCCUGUGUUGAUUCUGUGACAAAUGUGGAAUUAUUUAUAGAAAUCUUAAAUCGAUAUAUAUACUAUUUUGAAAAGAAGAACGAUGCUGUUACUGUUAAAUAUCUCAAUGGUUUAAUUGAUCUCAUCAAUACCAACCUCACAAACAUGGAUAAUCCAGAUCAACACCCUACAUCAUCUACUUCGUCGGCCCUUGUGGAACCGGAAGGCGACAUUUCGGAAUUCGUUGUCCGUCACUUUAAAUCCACGUUGUCCCAUCUUAAUACGCGUAAGGAUACUGUCCUUUCUGCCAGAGCUCAAGGUGAAACAGAUCUGCAAAGAUACGAUAAUAUUGAUACAAAUAUUUCAUUUGAAAGAUGA